Molecule: messenger RNA, 5085 nt
Organism: Gekko japonicus
Lineage: Eukaryota; Metazoa; Chordata; Lepidosauria; Squamata; Gekkonidae
Gene: NRXN3
Product: neurexin 3
Exons: 22
Coding region: 1-5085 (1694 amino acids)
Source: RefSeq, a predicted model, not a curated record
AUGGGCUUUAUUCUCCACUCUGCCUCUUUCACCCUAAAGGUGAGCUUAUUGCUGGGCUCUUUUCUCAGCCUGUGUCUUGGGCUGGAGUUUGUGGGUGUUCCCAAUCAGUGGGCGCGUUACCUCCGCUGGGAUGCCAGCACCAGGAGUGACCUCAGCUUUCAACUGAAGACCAGUGUUUCAGCUGGAUUACUCCUCUACUUCGAUGAUGGUGGCGUCUGCGACUUUCUCUGUUUGUCCCUGGUGGAUGGGCGUAUUCAGCUCCGAUUCAGUGUGGACUGUGCUGAGGCCACAGUUGUCACAGAUAAGCAAGUCAAUGACAGCAACCUGCACUUCCUGAUGGUCAGUCGCAACCACCUACGGACAGUUCUUGUGCUGGAUGGUGAAGCCAAGCCUGCAGAGGUGCGCCCGCAGCGCCAAUACAUGAAUAUUGUCAGUGACCUCUUUGUGGGAGGCGUCCCGUCAGACAUCCGUUCUGCAGCCUUGACCCUUGACAGUGUCCUGGGUGAGCCACCAUUUAAAGGAUUUAUCUUGGACCUGAAGUAUGGCAGUUCAGAACCCCAGCUCCUGGGCCACCAAGGCGUCCGUCUAGACAUGGAAGGGCUAUGUACAGAGAACCCAUGUGAGAAUGGUGGGAAUUGCUUCCUUCUGGAUGGCGAGCCACAGUGUGAUUGCUCGGCCACUGGAUAUGUUGGGAGAUUCUGUUCUGAAGAUGCCAAUCGUGUUCCAGGACUUUCACACCUGAUGAUGGGUGAACAAGGUAGAAGUAAAGCAAGAGAGGAGAAUGUCGCCACGUUCCGUGGGUCUGAAUACUUGUGCUAUGACCUCUCCCAGAACCCCAUCCAAAGCAGCAGUGAUGAGAUCACCCUCUCCUUCAAGACAUGGCAGCGCAAUGGGCUUAUCCUGCACACGGGCAAGUCAGCAGAUUAUGUCAACUUGGCUCUGAAAGACGGUGCGGUCUCGUUGAUCAUUAACCUGGGGUCUGGAGCCUUCGAGGCCAUUGUGGAGCCAGUCAGUGAUCGUGGCAAAUUUAAUGACAACGCCUGGCAUGAAGUUAAAGUGACCCGCAACCUGCGGCAGCACUCAGGCAUUGGACACGCUAUGGUAAACAAACUACAUUGUCUGGUGACAAUCUCUGUGGAUGGAAUCCUCACCACCACUGGCUACACCCAAGAGGACUACACCAUGUUAGGUUCUGAUGACUUCUUCUACGUGGGUGGGAGCCCCAGUACAGCUGAUUUACCUGGUUCUCCUAUCAGCAACAACUUCAUGGGCUGCCUAAAAGAGGUUGUUUAUAAGAAUAAUGACAUCCGUCUGGAGCUGUCUCGCUUGGCAAGGAUCGGUGACACAAAGAUGAAAAUCUAUGGAGAUGUGAAGUUCACAUGUGAGAAUGUGGCCACACUGGACCCCAUCAACUUUGAGACACCUGAGGCCUACAUUAGCCUGCCGAAAUGGAACACUAAGCGUAUGGGUUCCAUCUCCUUUGACUUCCUCACCACAGAGCCGAAUGGCCUCAUACUCUUCACUCAUGGCAAACCCCAGGAAAGAAAGGACUCCAGGAGCCAGAAGAAUACCAAAGUGGAUUUCUUUGCAGUGGAACUCUUGGAUGGGAACCUCUACCUUCUCCUUGACAUGGGCUCCGGAACUGUCAAAGUGAAGGCCACUCAGAGGAAAGCAAAUGAUGGAGAAUGGUACCACGUUGAUAUCCAGAGAGACGGCAGAUCAGGUACCAUAUCAGUGAACAGCAGACGGACACCAUUCACUGCUAGUGGAGAAAGUGAAAUCCUAGAUCUAGAAGGGGACAUGUACCUGGGAGGUCUGCCUGAAAAUCGGGCAGGCCUUGUGCUUCCUACUGAACUCUGGACAGCCAUGCUGAACUAUGGCUACGUGGGCUGCAUCCGAGACCUCUUCAUUGAUGGGAGGAGCAAGAACAUCCGGCAGCUGGCAGAGCAGCAGAAUGCUGCUGGGGUCAAAUCUUCCUGCUCACGGCUGAACACCAAGCACUGUGACAGCUACCCCUGUAAGAACAACGCUGUCUGUAAGGAUGGCUGGAACCGCUUCAUUUGUGACUGUACUGGUACCGGCUACUGGGGGAGAACAUGUGAGCGGGAGGCUUCCAUCCUGAGCUAUGACGGCAGCAUGUACAUGAAGAUCAUUAUGCCUAUGGUCAUGCAUACAGAGGCAGAGGAUGUGUCCUUCCGCUUCAUGUCCCAGCGAGCUUAUGGGCUGCUAAUGGCCACCACAUCACGUGAUUCAGCCGAUACACUGCGCCUGGAGCUAGAUGGGGGCCGUGUCAAACUCAUGGUCAAUCUAGACUGUAUCAGGAUAAACUGUAACGCCAGUAAAGGACCAGAGACCCUUUAUGCUGGGCAGAAACUCAAUGACAACGAGUGGCACACAGUCCGCGUGGUACGCCGAGGAAAGUCUCUCAAACUGACCGUGGAUGAUGAUGUUGCUGAAGGCACAAUGGUUGGUGACCACACCCGCUUGGAGUUCCACAACAUUGAGACUGGGAUAAUGACAGAGAAGCGUUAUAUCUCAGUCAUUCCAUCCAGCUUCAUUGGUCACCUUCAGAGCCUCAUGUUCAAUGGCCUUCUCUACAUUGACCUGUGCAAAAAUGGUGACAUUGACUACUGUGAACUUAAAGCCCGCUUCGGGCUUCGUAAUAUCAUUGCCGAUCCUGUUACCUUCAAGACUAAGAGCAGCUACUUGAGCUUAGCGACAUUGCAAGCCUACACCUCCAUGCACCUCUUCUUCCAGUUCAAGACAACCUCUGCAGAUGGCUUCAUCCUGUUCAACAGUGGGGAUGGAAAUGAUUUCAUUGCUGUUGAAUUGGUCAAAGGGUACAUACAUUAUGUGUUUGACCUUGGGAAUGGACCUAAUGUCAUUAAGGGUAAUAGUGAACGGCCAUUGAAUGACAACCAGUGGCAUAAUGUCGUCAUCACCCGAGACAACAGCAAUACCCACAGCCUAAAAGUGGAUACCAGGGUUGUUACUCAGGUUAUCAAUGGUGCCAAAAAUCUUGAUCUUAAGGGCGAUCUUUACAUUGCUGGCCUGUCUCAAGGAAUGUACAGCAACCUUCCAAAGUUAGUGGCCUCCCGUGAUGGGUUUCAGGGCUGCCUGGCAUCAGUGGACUUGAAUGGCCGCCUGCCAGAUUUAAUCAAUGAUGCUCUGCACCGCAGUGGGCAGAUCGAGCGUGGAUGUGAAGGACCAAGCACCACCUGCCAAGAAGAUUCCUGUGCCAACCAAGGCAUCUGCAUCCAGCUGUGGGAAGGCUUCACUUGUGACUGUAAUAUGACAUCAUACUCUGGGAGUCAGUGCAAUGACCCUGGUGCCACGUAUAUCUUUGGGAAAAGUGGAGGCCUCAUCGUAUAUACCUGGCCAGCAAAUGACAGACCCAGCACAAGGACAGACCGCCUUGCAGUCGGGUUCAGCACAACAGUGAAAGACGGCAUCUUGGUUCGGAUUGACAGUGCUCCUGGCCUUACUGACUUUCUGCAGCUCCACAUAGAGCAAGGCAAGAUCGGUGUGGUCUUCAACAUUGGCACUGUAGAUAUCUCCAUCAAAGAAGAGAGCACCCCCGUGAAUGAUGGCAAAUAUCAUGUUGUGCGCUUUACACGAAACGGUGGCAAUGCAACGCUUCAGGUGGAUGGAUGGCCAGUGAACGAACAUUAUCCUUCAGGCAACACUGAUACUGCGUUCCAAUUGGUAAAACCGAAAAUCCCCUUCAAAUAUAACCGGCCCGUAGAGGAAUGGCUGCAGGAAAAAGGACGACAGUUAACGAUCUUCAACACCCAGGCGAAAAUAGCCAUUGGAGGAAAAGACAGAGGGCGUCUCUUUCAAGGCCAGCUCUCCGGUCUCUAUUACAAUGGCUUGAAAGUGUUGAACAUGGCGGCAGAGAACAACCCCAACAUCAAGAUCAACGGAAGUGUCCGGCUCGUUGGUGAAGUACCAUCCAUCGUGGGAACAGCACCCACAACCUCCAUGCCCCCAGAGAUGUCAACUACAGUCAUGGAAACCACCACUACUAUGGCCACAACUACAACCCGAAAAAAUCGUUCCACUCCCACCAUUCAGACAACAGAUGACCUCGUUUCAUCAGCGGAAUGUUCCAAUGAUGACGAAGACCUCAUUGAAUGUGAGCAGAGUGUAGGUAAGCCAGGAGGUGAAUUAGUUAUCCCUCUUCUUGUAGAAGACCCUUUAGAUAUCCCUUCUAUUGCUACUCGUGCACCUUUCAUUACACUCCCCACUACCUUCCGCCCCCUCCUCACCAUUAUUGAGACCACCAAAGAUUCCCUGUCCAUGACCUCUGAGGCGGGGUUACCUUGCUUGUCGGACCAAGGCAGCGAUGGUUGUGAUGAUGAUGGCUUGGUGAUAUCUGGGUAUGGCUCAGGGGAAACCUUUGACUCUAACCUACCCCCUACUGAUGAUGAAGAUUUUUACACCACCUUCUCCUUGGUAACAGAUAAGAGUCUUUCCACUUCAAUCUUCGAAGGUGGCUACAAAGCACAUGCACCCAAGUGGGAAUCCAAGGACUUUAGACCUAACAAAGCCUCCGAAACUGGUAGGACUACUACCACAUCUUUGUCCCCUGAGCUGAUCCGCUCCACAGCUUCGUCCUCGACUGGGAUGGUGCCCAAAUUGCCAGCCGGCAACAUGAAUAACCGUGACCUCAAACCCCAGCCUGACAUAGUCUUGCUUCCGUUGCCCACUGCCUUUGAGCUAGACAGCACAAAACUGAAGAGCCCGCUAAUAACUUCCCCCAUGUUCCGUAAUGUGCCCACAGCAAACCCCACGGAGCCAGGAAUCAGACGGGUUCCGGGGGCCUCAGAGGUGGUCCGUGAGUCGAGCAGCACAACGGGGAUGGUCGUCGGCAUUGUGGCUGCUGCCGCCCUCUGCAUCCUGAUCCUCCUGUACGCCAUGUACAAGUACAGGAACAGGGACGAGGGGUCCUAUCAGGUGGAUGAGACGCGGAACUACAUCAGCAACUCAGCCCAGAGCAACGGCACGCUCAUGAAGGAGAAGCAGCAGAGCACAAAGAGCGGCCACAAGAAACAGAAAAACAAGGACAAAGAAUAUUACGUGUAA